Eleginops maclovinus (Patagonian blennie) is the source of this 2789-nucleotide messenger RNA. RefSeq names its product solute carrier family 18 member 3b (gene slc18a3b). The record is from RefSeq and is a predicted model, not a curated record. The transcript has a single exon. The coding region runs from base 455 to 2023 and encodes 522 amino acids. Gene Ontology annotation, molecular function: xenobiotic transmembrane transporter activity; acetylcholine transmembrane transporter activity. Gene Ontology annotation, cellular component: membrane; AP-1 adaptor complex; terminal bouton. NCBI's taxonomy places the organism in Eukaryota, Metazoa, Chordata, Actinopteri, Perciformes, Eleginopidae. Gene Ontology annotation, biological process: xenobiotic transport; chemical synaptic transmission; transmembrane transport.
CCAAUGGCCACGAAGUCACUCGUGGUCUCAGAGCAGAGCGCAAAAGUGCCACAGGUGAUAGGAGGAAUGGACACAGAGAUGAGAGUUUGCGCGUCCUAUGUGUUGCAAAUAAGUAACCAAAAAUUGCCAUGUAAGAUUUGCGACCGAAACCUCUGCACGGUGCAGAAAGUCUGCGAUUUCAUCACGUCACUUCUCGGGAGAUCAUGAAACAACAUUGGAUGAAUCUGAGGCGAGGAAACGUUGAGGAAGCUGAGGAAAGCCAUCUUCACCGAUGAGGCAGCCAAGUUCCCCUUCGCCUCUCCCUUUACGCACAGGCGAGGUGAGGACGGAGAGCAUCACACCAAUGUAGAGGGAUCACCAAUUAGACAUCCGAGGUGUUGAAAACUCGACAGCAGACGGGAGAAGCACAACAAUUACAAUUUGUGAUCGAAAAUCAUUUUUUUAAAAGCACACCAUGGAUGGAGAAGGAGGAUCAUCCGGGCUGGUGAAAUCAGCCGCAGUAAAACUGUCUGAGAUGGGUGAAAAGACCAAGCAGCUUGGCACCGCGAUGAGGGAUCCCCACCAGCAAAGACGGAUCAUAUUAGUGAUUGUUUGCGUGGCUCUCCUGCUGGACAAUAUGCUCUACAUGGUAAUCGUGCCAAUUAUUCCAGACUAUCUUGCUGAGCUGGAGAGUGAGCAGGCAGAGCACGUCCACGUAGUUAUACACCCCAACUCCUCAUACAACAGCACAAGCCAAGACAAAAUCAACAAGAACAAUCUAGAUAUCCAGAUAGGAGUACUUUUCGCAUCCAAAGCCAUCCUGCAGCUCUUAGUUAACCCAUUAUCGGGAACUUUCAUAGACCGUGUUGGAUAUGACAUUCCACUUUUAAUCGGACUCUCUGUUAUGUUCGUGUCCACCUGCAUAUUUGCAAUCGGGGAGAACUACGCAACUCUCUUUGUGGCCAGAAGUUUGCAGGGUCUGGGGUCUGCCUUCGCGGACACCUCUGGAAUCGCAAUGAUAGCUGACAAGUACACGGAGGAGUCGGAGAGGAGCACGGCACUAGGCAUCGCUCUAGCAUUUAUUUCUUUCGGGAGUCUGGUGGCGCCUCCAUUCGGGGGCAUCCUGUACGAGUUUGCGGGCAAGAAAGUGCCCUUCAUCGUGCUCGCCUGCAUUUGCCUGGCGGAUGGCGUUCUGCUGCUGACCGUGAUCAAGCCGUUCUCCAACAGGACUAGAGAGAACAGGCCAGUCGGUACCCCUAUAUACAAACUCAUGGUUGACCCGUACAUUGUUGUGGUGGCCGGGGCGCUCACAGUGUGUAACAUCCCCCUGGCCUUUCUAGAGCCCACCAUAGCCAACUGGAUGGAGACCACCAUGCACUCCAGUCAGUGGGAAAUGGGGCUCACCUGGCUCCCAGCCUUCUUCCCUCAUGUUCUCGGUGUUUACAUUACGGUUAAAUUAGCAGCAAAGCAUCCACAUUUGCAGUGGUUUUACGGAGCUUUAGGUAUGGUUAUCAUAGGAGCGAGCUCCUGCACAGUACCUGCAUGUAAAACCUUCGGGCAGCUCAUAGCCCCGUUGUGCGGCAUUUGUUUUGGCAUUGCACUGGUAGACACUGCCCUGCUGCCAACUCUUGCGUUUUUGGUUGACGUGCGUCAUACUUCAGUGUACGGUAGUGUUUACGCUAUAGCAGAUAUUUCCUAUUCUGUUGCUUAUGCUAUGGGUCCUAUAGUAGCCGGCCAGAUAGUGCACAAUCAUGGGUUUGUACAACUUAAUUUGGGUAUGGGCCUCGUCAAUGUGCUUUACGCACCAGCCCUGCUGCUGCUUCGCAACGUGUGCCAAAUGAAACCGUCCUACUCAGAGAGAGAUAACCUGUUAGAGGAGGCUCCGCAGGGGCUGUACGAUACUAUCAAGAUGGAGGAGAGGAGAUCUAAAAAGAAGGGCUACAGUACGGCAGGGAAUUCCCUGUCAGUAGAUGAAAAUGGGUAUGACCCGUUUAGAGCACAGCGGUCUUUGUCUGAAGAGUCGUCCGGUCCGGAAUACACUUAGCCCGGCCACACUCUCACCGCCCCCUCAACAUUCCCCUGGAGAUAUUUGAAAGGUUAUAGUAAAGUAAUUUUAAUUUGUAUGUAAUUACCGAUGUGCAAUAUAAACACCCGAUUACCAAAAUCAUGAUGGUGUGACCCGCUUUCCAGAGUUUCUUUUUUUAUUGUGGUUUCAUUGUGUCGAACAAGUCUAUGUAGCGUUUGUCAUAGACGUAUAUCUGGAGUUUUGUGAGAGAUCUAUCAGCUACUGUUGAAUUUGUGUGUACUGUAAAAAGAUAUAAAUAGAUAAAUGUGCGUAAAAUAUAUGGGACCAACUAUAAGCAGCACAUUUGCCCCCUUACACAAAAUAGCCUAUAUUUUUAGUCUCUGAAAAAACUUUUUUUACUUGCACAUCAAAGGCCUGAUUUUUCUUUUUGGUUGUUAAAAAAAAAAAAAUCGUCUGUUUUAAUUUUGUAACACCAGGGCCUGUUUUUAAUUUAUUUUUGAUUCAAUGUUUUCUGUUGUUUGAAAUUAAAUGUAUCACAAUAAAUGGAUUUGUACAUAUGUGGAUAUAUGCACAAUGUAAAUGUUUGCAACAUACGUGGACCUCUACAAAGUAUGUGUGCGUUCGUGUGUCUGCGCGCGUGUAUGUAUGAAACAUUUUGUCAAGACGUAGCCAAUGAAGUCAGUCUACUUCAGAUGAAAAAGUAUGUAUUAAUUUACCAAUUGUCGUUUUAAUAAAUCUCUGUUUAAAUCUGUGUGACACGGCUGGUUUCAUUUUUAUUUUAAGC